Messenger RNA from Aaosphaeria arxii CBS 175.79, 894 nucleotides. RefSeq lists its product as uncharacterized. The transcript is spliced from 2 exons. Gene Ontology annotation, cellular component: ribosome; mitochondrial large ribosomal subunit. Lineage: Eukaryota; Fungi; Ascomycota; Dothideomycetes; Pleosporales. Gene Ontology annotation, biological process: translation. Gene Ontology annotation, molecular function: structural constituent of ribosome. The coding region runs from base 116 to 814 and encodes 232 amino acids. The record is from RefSeq and is a predicted model, not a curated record.
GAAUUACAGUUGCAACCUCCAACCAAAAGCUUUGCAUUCACUGCGACCCGAUCAACAUCACCAUUUUACACUCAAUCCUCAGCCUUUACUCUUCUUCAGGGAAUUGAGUUGUGCAAUGUCUCGCAUCCAACCAAUUAUGGCCUUUUUGAGGCCCGCAGUGGCACCCAGAAGUGCCAUCUUUCGACCAAUGAUGCGCUUCUCGAGUGCCGCACGCUUCAACGCUGAGGAACCAGCUACGCCUGCGAAAAGCCCCUCAACCAAAGCCCCUCCUCCGCCAUCAUCGCCCAAGGAAGCCGCACGAGCGGCCGAUCUUGCAGCAGCUGAAGCCUUAACGGAUGGCGACAGCGCGCAAGCCCCAGCUCCAAAACCAGUCCUCCCAUCAGACCACACGAAUCCCUCACAAACGACGGCUCAGACCGACUCAGUACCUGUUUCUUCGGGACGAGCCGCAGCCUCCAACAUCGCUCAGGUAUCCAAGCCGAAAGCGCAAACCUCCAAGACGGCCAAAGAGAACAAAGCCACAUCCACACCUCAAAGCACUACUACAUUAGAACUUCCACCCGCGAAGUACCACGUUGAGCGAUCAAAAAGCGGCAAUCUACCUGUAUACCAGGACUACAAGCGCGGCGGGAACCUGCAUUUGACGACGAUACGCAAGAUUACCGGCGACCGCUCGGCGUUGAGGGACGAGCUCCGCGUGCUGUUAGGAAAGAAGGAUGAGGAUGUCAAAAUCAACCAGUUGACAAAACAUGUGACGAUUAAGGGACAUCACAGGGCCGAAGUCCUAAAGUUCUUGGAGUUAAGAGUCAUGUGAUAUGGCAACCUCGUACGGAGGGCGUUUGAUGCUGUAGUAUAAUGUAUCAUAUGUACAAUGAAUUCAAUGAUCAUUCCCGC